Molecule: messenger RNA, 3191 nt
Organism: Myodes glareolus (Bank vole)
Lineage: Eukaryota; Metazoa; Chordata; Mammalia; Rodentia; Cricetidae
Source: RefSeq, a predicted model, not a curated record
GGGAAAGGAAAGAUGUAAGCUGCCCCACUGGAAAAGGUUUCUGCAGAGCAACUCCUGAAGCCUGAGGCACUGUCUGGACAGGCAGGUGCUGUCCAGCAGAACUUGGGGUGCUGAUGGACAUCGUCUGCUGCUGCAUCACCCACAGCACUAGCCACUGGCCACAGGUGACUGGAGCCGGAAUGGGUCCCAUCUUAGCUUAUCUCUGCAGCGGAUGAUAACGGAAGGAAAGCUUGUUCCAGCGUUGGGAUUGAUACGGUGGAUAAAGUUUCGAGGGGCUGAGCAAGUUCAGUCUGGGAGAGAAGACAGCGGACGGGAGGAAGCAACCUAUUGAUUAGAUUAAUAGAUCUCGAAAGUGAUAUGCCUGAAAUCCUCAGCAAAGUGUGCGACGGAGGUUCUGCUGGGAGAGCAACUGCUUUGCUCCUGACCUUGCAUCGAAAGAUCCCUAAAGAAUCAAGAUCCAGUUUCGGGCAUGAGACUCAUUGGGUAAUCAUUUGAGAGCAACUUGGCUGACCGGGUGUAAAGUUCAAGAGGACUCACAAUGACUGAGGGAACUCAAAUUUUUUUAUCGCCGAUCUUUACUUUGGAUUCUACAAAAGAAACAAUGCCUCUAGCAGCCCCUGAAGCCCAGGACUCCAGUCAGUUAUUAAACAGAUUCCUGAUUGAAAAACAGCCUCAGGAGCGAACAGUCUCAGCUGUCCCACCAGCUCCUUUUGUCUCCGUGCUAUUGUGCUGUUGUGGUUCAGAGUCGUUUGGACUUCCUGAAUGGAUAAUUGAAGUUGCCGUGUGUGAUACCCAUGUUGAGCAGGAGGAAGCAGAAUGGGAAAGCAUAAAUGGGCUGUUGAUGACGCAUGGCUUCAAACCUUUGUGUCUAGUCAAGAGAACCGACCUCAAAGAUCUCAUCGUUUUUGACAAACAAUCAUCACAAAGAAUGAGGCAGAAUUUGAAAAUGUUGAUGGAAGAAACAACACGUCAGCAGAACAUGAUCCGGGAACUCAUAGAGACGAACCAGCAGCUUAAAAGUGAGCUUCAUCUAGAACAGAACCGAGCGGCACACCAGGAACAGCGAGCCAAUGACCUGGAGCAGAUUAUGGACAGCGUGAAAUCCAAAAUUGGUGAAUUAGAAGAUGAGUCACUAAACAGGGUUUGCCAGCAACAAAAUAAAAUUAAAGACCUUCAAAAGGAGCAUAAACUGUUACAGAUGAGAUGCCAGCAUUAUAAGAAAAAACGGAUGGAACAAGAAGAGACCAUUGCUUCUUUGCAAAAAGAUAUCUACAGAUUAACUAAAGAGGAAGAAGAGCGUGUUGUUACUCAAAACAGAGUGUUUGCCCAUCUCUGCAAGAGAGUUCCUCACACAGUCUUGGAUAAACAAUUGCUUUGUCUAAUUGAUUACUAUGAAUCUAAACUUCGAAAACUCCAUACACAAAGGCAGUGUAAAGAAGAUGACAGUCAGUCAGAAGAGGAAAAAGACUACAGAAGCCUGAAUGCCUCACCAAGUUACAAAGGCCUUUUGAUGUCGUUACAGAAUCAACUCAAGGAAUCAAAAUCCAAGAUUGAUGUACUGUUAGGUGAAAAGCUGAGACUCCAAAAAGAUCUGGAAAACAGACCCACGGAACAUGAAUUAAGACUUUAUAAACAACAAGUGAAGAAAUUGGAAAAAGCCCUUAAGAAAAGCAUCAAAUUACGAGAGCUUAUUGGUCAAAACAAGACUGAUGACCCGGAGAAGAGAGACGAGCCCGGCAAAGACAGCCAUCAGCAGGCUCUGAUUGACCAGAGGUACUUCCAGGUGCUGAGCAGCAUCAAUUCAAUUAUUCAUAAUCCUCGAGCUCCGGUGAUUAUUUAUAAACAGAGCAAGGGAGGAGCCCAAAAAUUCAAUAAAGAUAUUGUUCAAGAUUGUGGAUUUGAACAUCUCGUUCCUAUAAUAGAAAUGUGGGCAGAUGAACUGACAUCCUUAAAGGAUUUGUAUAAGUCCUUAAAAAUAUUGUCUGCAGCAGUGGUACCUUGGCAUAAUUUAAAGAAACCAGAUGAAAAUGAAGGUGUCAAAGUAGAAGAUCUGUUGUUUAUGGUAGAUGCCAUGUUGGAAGAGGUUGAAAACAAGAAGGAGAGCCCCAACAUGCCAAACUUUCAAACUUUGCAAGCUAUUGUUUCUCACUUCCAAAAGCUGUUUGAUGUGCAGUCUUUAAAUGGAGUCUAUCCCCGGAUGAAUGAAGUGUAUACCAGGCUUGGAGAAAUGAACAACGUGGUGAGAAACCUCCAGGAGCUCUUAGAACUAGACAGUUCAUCCUCAUUGUGUGUGCUAGUCAGCACAGUUGGGAAAUUGUGUAAGAUAAUUAAUGAGGAUGUGAAUGAGCAGAUUAAGCAAGUCUUAGGACCUGAAGACCUACAAAGCAUUAUCAACAAAUUGGAAGAACAUGAGGAAUUUUUUCCAGCAUUUCAAGCUUUUACUAACGAUCUUCUUGAAAUCUUAGAAAUUGAUGACUUGGAUGCCAUUGUACCUGCAGUAAAGAAAUUAAAAGUACUUUCAUACUGAAAACAAAUCAAAUCAUUUUUACUGUGUAAAUUGUAUUCUUAACUAUUUUAACUAUUUUAAAGGACUGAUCCUGAGACAAGAUUCUAAAAUGUAUCAGCUUUCAGAAUUCGUCCUCUUGCCAUUGGGUCAUUUUCAAUCCAUAUAAGUUUCAGUUUUUGAUUAUUUAAUAGUAAGUAGCUGCUAAGUUAUUAAAAUAGUACAAUAACUUUAGAUAGAUCCCUUAAUUACUUCCUAAGUAAUGCUUCAUUCAGUGUUUUAAGAUGUAAUGGUUAUUUUAAGGUAGAGAUUGUGCAUAACAAAAGAGACUCAAGGAUAUUUGUAAAUUAUACUUACAUUUAAAGGAUAUUUGUAAACUAUACUUACAUUUAAGUUCAAGGCUUAAUAACUUUUUGGUCAGAGAAAAAAGAAUGUCAGUUGCUUUCUAAGCCCAAACAAAAGGAAGCCACUGCCUUCCAGGCAAGGGCUAAUGGGCAUAUUCUAUUAAAAUGCCUUUCAAAGCAGAAAGGUAGUGUCUUUGUAUUAAGGUAGGAAGUUAAUCAUGAGUGAAAUAGAUGAUUAGGUAGAAGACUUUUCAGAAAAAAAGUGUCUUUAUUUGCAAUAUUUAUGUAAUGUACUUUUUAAAGAAAUAAAAUCACAAAUAAAAUUUUUGUAAAGACUUUCUAGA